Messenger RNA from Adineta ricciae, 1773 nucleotides. The record is from the annotation of a GenBank genome assembly. Lineage: Eukaryota; Metazoa; Rotifera; Eurotatoria; Adinetida; Adinetidae.
AUGCCUUCGAAUAAGUAUUCGUCAAAACUAACUCAAGAUAGAUCAUAUGGAACAGCUCAAGCUAUGCUCUACGCAACUGGUCUUAAGGAACCAGACAUGACUCGACCUCAAGUCGGUAUUGUUUCCAUGUGGUAUGAAGGCAAUCCGUGCAAUAUGCAUUUACGUCGUUUGGCAGAUUGUGUCAAAGCGUCUAUGCAAGAGACAGCGGGUGAGAAUAGCCUUGUUGGAAUGCGUUUUAACACGAUUGGUGUUAGUGAUGCUAUAUCCAUGGGUAACGAUGGUAUGUCAUAUUCGUUACCGUCACGAGAUUUAAUUGCUGACUCGAUUGAAAGUGUAAUGGGUGCACAUUGGUACGAUGGUUUGAUAACAGUUCCUGGUUGUGAUAAAAAUAUGCCUGGAUGUGUCAUUGCAAUGGCUCGACUUAAUCGACCAUCAUUGAUGAUUUAUGGUGGAACCAUCGGAGCUGGACACACCACUCUUGGUCCAUGCACUCGAACAAUUGAUAUUGAAUCAACAUUUGUAGCAUUUGCACAAUAUGUGAAAAACGAAAUCACAGACGAGCAGAGACAAGACGUUGUUCGUCAUGCCUGUCCAGGAGAAGGAGCUUGUGGUGGUCUCUAUACUGCUAAUACAAUGGCGAUAGCUAUUGAAUCCAUGGGUCUUUCGUUGCCAUACAGUUCUUCGACACCAGCUGCUGAUCCAUUGAAACUAGAAGAAUGUAAACGCGCAGUCGAAGCCAUACGAAUACUACUUGAGAAAGAUAUUAAACCUAAAGAUAUUAUGACUCGAAAAGCAUUUGAAAAUGCCAUUACUGUGACGAAUGCUCUUGGCGGUUCAACAAAUUCAGUACUUCACUUGAUUGCAAUGGGCCAUGCUGCGGAUGUUCCAAUAACUCUCGAAGAUUUUCAAUCGAUCUCCCAAUCUACUCCAUACAUCGCCGAUCUUCGUCCAUCAGGAAAAUACCUAAUGGCGGAUUUACAUUCCAUUGGAGGAACGCCGGCUGUACUUAAAUAUUUACUUUCACAGGGGCGAAUUCAUGGUGAUAUUAUGACAGUGACUGGCAAGACACUGGCUGAAAAUCUAGCUGAAUGCCGUGAUUUAGGCUUUAUUGAAGGUCGACCGUCGACUGUACGACCCGGAUCUGGACCUGGCAAUCAAGAUCUUAUCCAUCCAAUUGAUCGUCCACUGAAGGCCAGUGGCCAUUUGCAAAUUCUUCGUGGUAAUUUAGCUCCCGAUGGUGCUGUUGCCAAGAUCACAGGCAAAGAAGGUCUCUGGUUUGAAGGACAAGCGCUUGUUUACGAUAGUGAAGAAUUAAUGGUCGAAGGAUUCAUUCGUGGCGACAUUCAGAAGAACUCUGGUAAGAAAUAUGUCGUUGUCGUUCGGUAUGAAGGUCCUCGUGGUGGACCUGGUAUGCCAGAAAUGUUGAAGCCCACAGGAAUGAUCAUGGGCGCAGGACUUGGUAAAGAUUGCGCACUAAUUACUGAUGGAAGAUUUAGUGGAGCAUCUCAUGGUUUCAUUGUUGGUCAUGUUUGUCCAGAAGCAGCUGUUGGUGGACCUAUUGCCUUAGUGGAAAAUGGCGAUGUUAUUUCAGUAAAAUUAACGCCAAAUAGCGGUGGUGGUACACUCAAUCUACACGUAUCUGACGAAGAAUUGGCGGAGCGACGUACCAAAUGGAAAUUACCAGCUAGAUCAGCCAUACCUGCUAAAGGUUACCUACGAAAAUAUGUUCAAUGCGUACAAUCAGCAUCGAAUGGGUGUAUUACUGAUGGUUAA